AUGUGCUCAUUCGGCUCAAUGGCGAAGCUGGCAUUCCUGAUCUUGAGUGUCGUGGCAGAUCCGUCUAUCAAAAAGUCAACCUUUGACAGCGAGAUCGUGGACAUUCUGUGGCUGGGGGCUGACCGUGAGAUUGUGAUUCUCAACACUGGCCAUGGAACUCUCUACCGCAGCGCUGACCGAGGGCAAAGCUUUGCGGAGAAGUCCUUGCGCGCUGGAGUCAAGGUGGCCAGAGCCAUAAUGAGUCCGGCGGACAGCACCAUUGCGGUGGCGGUUGGAACUCGGCUGGAGGUCUUCGCAAGCUCCGACUCCGGGAACUCGUGGCACGAGGUAACCACUCCCGAGGCCAUACGAAUUUCCUUCAUGUUCCAUCCCACGAGACCGGAAUGGGCCUUGCUGUCUGCCUGGACAGCCGACUGCAGACUGAAAGUGCCCGGCAGCCCCUGCACACACCAACUCCUGGCGACCAAGGACCUGGGCAGAACUCGCCUAAAGAUGGUCUCCAGGCACGUUGUGCAGUUUAGUUGGGGCCGUGGACAUCACUCGGAUCGGAUAUACUUCACCCACUUCCGAGACAAGAGCAACAGUCAGCCCAUGCUCAGCAAAUGGAUGGAAGGGGUUGAUUUCGUGUCCACAGACGACAUGGGCAAAAGCACUGCUGUCCACGUGGAGAAAGGUAACAAGUUCGUGAUCUCUGAGCAGUUCGUCCUCAUAGCGAAGUUGGAGGAUGCUGGAAAGCAGAACGUGAGGCUCAUGGUAAGCAAGGACGGCACUGUUUUCCGCCAGGCCAUCAUUCCCACUCAGCUUGCGGAGAAGUCGUACACCAUUCUUGACGCAUCUGAAGGGUUGGUCGUGAUGCACGUCAAUCACGGAGAAGGCCUCGGCAAUGUCUACGUUUCUGAUGAGUCAGGAACAAGAUAUGUCCUAUCGUUGCAGCACAACGUUGGAGUCAAUGGGCAUGCCGCCUUUGAGAAAAUCUCCAACUUGAAAGGAAUCUAUUUUGCAAAUGUUUGGUCAGAGGAUGCAGGCGCAGGACUCCCCGCACACUUUGCAGCAAGCUGGUUGGACCAUGGUGACUACCAGCUUGGGGAUGACUCCACACAGUCCCAAUCAGAGCAGUCCAUUCGCUACCUGAAGGCUCGGCCCUCGCCAACUCUGUCACAGCGACGUUUGGCAGAGAGGCCAGCCUUGUCUGUCCAAAGUGUGAUCUCCUUCAAUGUCGGGGGUGCUUGGUCAAAGCUGAAGCCACCCAGCAAGGACUCAGUGGGCAACCCAAUCAGCUGCUCCAAGAACUGCUCGCUGCACCUUCAUGAUGCAACUUUCCAAGAUCAUUUCGUGCCAUUUUAUUCCUAUGACAAGGCUGUGGGGAUCAUUAUGGCAGCUGGAAAUGUCGGAUCCCAUUUGAGCUACAACGCGGAGGAUUCGAACACCUACCUUUCCCGCGAUGGCGGCCUCACCUGGUCAGAGGUUCGCAAGGGCGUCUACAUCUACGAGUUUGGAAACCACGGGGCCGUGCUUGUGAUGGCGGCCGUGAACUCGCCCACUGACUCAGCAAUAUACUCGUUGGACGAGGGCAAGACAUGGCAAAGCGUCAAACUGGAUACCGUGCUGCUAAAUGUCACCAACAUCCUAAUCGAGCCAACUGCUGUGUCGACCGAGUUUCUGGCCUUUGGCAGUAUUGGAGGUGCAGGCGUUGUCUAUCGCCUUGACUUUGAUGUCUUGGGGUGGCAAUCCUGCAAAAAACCGUCCGAGCCGAGCACUGCCAACUCAGACUAUGAAUCUUGGGCUCCUUCUGAUGGAACGGCAAACCGAGAUUGUCAAAAUCUGGUCUCCUGCGGCUGUUUGCUGGGACAGCAAGUUCGGUAUGUCAGACGAAAGCAGAUGUCCAAAUGCUUCAACCGCCUGAAAGAGAGGCUGCCAGUCAUCUCGGAGGUGUGCCCAUGCACCGAGGAGGACUUUGAGUGCGAGAUGGACUUUGAGCGCGCGCUUAACCAGCGGACCUGUGUGGCAAAUGAAAUGCCUCCCCCUCGCGCGGACUUCGGGCCCAUGCAGGAGCACGAGUGUUCCCAGCUGGGCUACUUCAAAGUUGACAUGUACCGACGUGUUCCUGGCGACCGUUGCAUUGGCGGCUGGGUGCCUCCGCAGCUGGACGUUCAGUGUCCAACUCGUCCAACUCGUCAAUCGCAUGUGAUCGGCAAAGUGGCCGUCGCUGCCAUUCUGCUGGCUGCUGUGAUUUACCUGGCAAGGUCAGGACGAUGUCAAGAUUGGUCGGACCGCGUGUCGAGCAGAACGCCCUACAUUGACUUUUCAAAGCCAUCAGCUUUCGGGCGCCCAACAGAAUUGCCGGAGAUCUCCCAGAGAUCAGUGGUGCAGUUCUGA
Effrenium voratum is the source of this 2376-nucleotide messenger RNA. The record is from the annotation of a GenBank genome assembly. Lineage: Eukaryota; Dinophyceae; Suessiales; Symbiodiniaceae.